AUGACUCCGAAGAGCGUUAAGUCCAACCUUGUGUUCCACGAACCGGUUCGCAAAACAUCCGAGCAAUUCCUUUCCGAAUGCAACAUAAUAAGGCCUGUACAAAUGGAUUACACAAGGCGCGAGCUUAAUUCGCUUAGCACUUCUGACGCCGAGUUUUGGAGAACUGCGGCCGAGCUCGCGGGCUGCAAAAUCAAGGCCCUUGAAGCCGAGACCAAGUACUUGGAGGCACGCCAAUUGCUCGAUCCUAACGAUGAUCCGGACGAGGAGGACCGGGUACGGUGGACCGACACCAUGACAGGGAGGAUGAGCGCCGCUAGCCUUGAGAAGCAGCUUUACCAGAUGCAAGCCGACAGGAUCGCGCGCGGCGGGGGUGUGCUUUCCAAGGAAUUUGUAUCCCUGGCGACAAAUUACCUCGGGGUUCAUGUUACCACAGAAAAGCUGGGAAAAGGCCAACAAAUGACCCGAGCAGAACGUGUCAAAUUCAGACAGUCCCUUCUCGCCGCAUACGAUGCCGGAAGAAGCAAGAACGUUAACCUCAUCUUCGAUCCCGUCACCGGCACGUAUCAACAAGCUCGCUUCAUGGUCGCGGUACAUAUUGUACCACGCAAGCUAGGCCACGAAACGCUAUCCGCGCUAUUCCACGAGGGCACCCCGCCAAACCCCUUCUCCCCUGACAACGGCCUUCUCCUCCCCCGCCCAGUCGCGCAAGCCCUCGACCACGGGGCCCUAGCGAUUGUGCCAAAUAUCGAUGACGAGGCGUACGACAGCCCCGAGGCGCUGACGAAGUGGAAAGAGCAUGAACCAAAAGAAUACAAGUGGAUAGUCAUCGACGAACAGGCGGAACAUUAUCUGGAUGCGCCCACCUUCGUACCGAGGUCCCAGCCUGGUAGAGGAAGAGAACUCACCACCCCCGGCGGCAAGGACGAUCUCAACAUGUUCAAUAUGAAUACUCCAUCGUGGUUCACGCUCGUUAUCGACAUUGGAAAAACUCAAGAAAUGGUAGAGAUUGCUUUGCUGGCGCUUACUAGAGCGAUUGAGAUUCGGCAGACAAGAUUGGAAGAAGAAGCGUCGGAAGAAGUAGGAGAGGAAGAGCUGAGAGAUGAAGAAGACGAAUUCGAUUGGAACAGUCGUCGUUUACCCUACUGGGAGUUUAGUAAUGACGAGAUGGUGGAGAGGAUGAUGGAGAAGGUGAUGGAGAAGGUGAUGGGGGGAGAAGAACGAGUAGAUGAUGAUGACGAUGAGGACGAGGAGGAAGAGGGGAGCGAUGAUAGCCUUAGUUCUUGGGACUUCUUGUCUGAAGAGGAUGAUUUGAUGAGAAAUGUUAGAGGAUGA
Messenger RNA from Neurospora crassa OR74A, 1332 nucleotides. RefSeq lists its product as hypothetical. The coding region runs from base 1 to 1332 and encodes 443 amino acids. NCBI's taxonomy places the organism in Eukaryota, Fungi, Ascomycota, Sordariomycetes, Sordariales, Sordariaceae. The transcript has 2 exons. The record is from RefSeq and is a predicted model, not a curated record.